This is a messenger RNA of Cimex lectularius (bed bug), 2000 nucleotides long. RefSeq names its product suppressor protein SRP40-like. Lineage: Eukaryota; Metazoa; Arthropoda; Insecta; Hemiptera; Cimicidae. The record is from RefSeq and is a predicted model, not a curated record. The coding region runs from base 252 to 1244 and encodes 330 amino acids. The transcript is spliced from 3 exons.
CAGCCACUGUCCACAAUUCAUAAUGAUAAACACUAUAAACAGACAUGAACAACUGAAGAAUCUACUGCACCCAUAAAGUUCGGUUAUGUUCUUAUGCUGCAAUUUCUGACUAAAAAUAGCUUAAAAUAUUAGGAGUUUUUAUUUAAAAUAGCGUUUCCCUUAGCCGGCACGAGGCAAAAGGCAGACAACGAAUUCUGUCGUAUUAAUACACUACUGUUUCAAGACUACUAGGAACUAUUUGGUCUAACAGUAUGGAUGAUUUAGCCCAAGUAAACAAAGCUCAGAAGCGGCCAAAUGAAUUUGAUGAUGUGGAGGAAAAUGAUAUGGAGUUAGACCUUGUAAUCCCAUUUCUCAAUAAUUUGAAACAUUUAUUUGGGAUGCCAGGCGUUCGAUCUCAGUGUGUUUUCCGUGCUUUGAGAAGCAAAUUUGAUGAAGUGCACGGUAGUGAUAAAUCAUUGUCAAAUAAUGCCACGGGGAUAUUGGAAAAGACGAAGCGUUUGGCUGUGUUUUCAGCAAAGCAAGAAUUGAACCGAGAGAAGGCUGCUCUCAUACUAGUCAAGAUGGCCUUUAAAAUUUUAGACGUCUUUGAUUAUAUUUUUCCCCAGGAUAUUCUCAGAUAUGAUUUUUAUUUGCCAAGCGAGGAGGCAGGUCUUAUAAAACUUGCGGAGGAGGAGAUGAAAGAGGAAAGAGAAUUCAAGGCGUCCCGUCGCGCUCACAUGUUGGAAGUCAAGAGCCAUAGGAAUAUCCCAGUCUAUCCAAAGAACACAAGUAUUGUUUCUUCGACGAGUGAUGACACUUCAAAUUCAGGUGAUCAAUCUGACAGCUCUGAAUCAUCCGAUACGACAAGUUCUUCAUCAUCAUCAUCAUCAUCAUCUUUUGAAUCUGCUGAUUCGGACAACGACACCACAAGCAGCGAUGACAACGUUUCUGUUCAUAAUAGGAAUGUUAGGAAUUCUGUAUCAAAAAACCACUGUGUGUCUUCCACAUCUGACGAUCUGGGCAAGACGAAUAACAAUCAAAACGGGAAAAAUAGAAGUCAUAAAAAGUAUAGUCGAAGGUAUUACAAUGAGCGACAUCGGAAUAGCACAGCUCAUUCUUUAAAUGAAUUAGGAGUUGUGUCUUCCACUUGCGAUGACUUACCCAAUAACAAUGGAUUUCAAACUCGCUUGCAUAUAUCACAAGACAAUUAUGCUUUUGUUGUGGAAUCAGAUGAUGUGCCAACAUCAUCUGUCGUAUCUUUGUAAAUUAUGUAUAAAUAAUUUUUCUUAUAUUAAUAUUCUGACAGAAAGAUUUAUUUUAUUCUAUUGUAACCAGAUUAAUUAUUUCUUAUAUUGAUGCAAUAAAAAAAAAUAAAAAAAAAUCAAUUUAGUACGUUUUGAUUGUUACAUGUAACAAAAUGUAUGUAUAAACAAUACAUACAUUUAUAAAAACUGUAAUUCUUUUGUGAAUGUAUUGUACAUACUUUUUUGUAAUAUUGUGUCUGAGAGGUUAUAAACCUACAGUUGAAUAGUGUGAGAUACUCUUGGUCUACUGUCACCCCCCUAGGUGACACAAUUUUUGAUUGGUAAAAAUAAUAAUUAUCGCUGAUUAAAAUUUAUUGAACUGCCAUCGGAGGUUUGCCGCACUGGAGGCUCUGCCCUCCUGACAUCACAGGGGCUGGAAUGGAAAAGAAUGCUAGAUCGAUAAUGUAUAGCAGGUAGGUAGCAGGUGAAAGAUGUUGGUGCAACAGGAGAGAACAUGGGAAUGGCCAAAGAUAUGUCCAUAAGUUAUUUAUUUUAAAACAUAUACUCACAUUAUUUGGCGAAAUUUUAAUUGUUUUAUGAUUUAAUUUAAUUACACCUUUCUCCUCUUUAGAGAGAAAAGGAACCUCUGGUAUUGGGUCGUAACUCUACCUAUUCUCGUAAUUUUGUCUGUCAGUUGUUUGCCAUACAGCCAAUGGCCUCAAAACCAGUGAGAAUAGGCAGAUGAGGGUGAUCAUAGACAUUUAUUGUAAUUAUUGA